GCCCCCAGGUCUUCUACAACCGACGUACACGGUUGCUUUCGGAAUCCUCGAUCGAGCACAUACAACGUUCAUUCUGCUCAUGUCGUCUCCGCCUGUUGGACUGCUAGAUAAUCCUGUGACAAUCGAUUCAGAUGACUGCUUGACCUGGCAAGAAAGUCCUCGUUUGCCUCCUCCAUCCAGUGAUUUUUCUGUUACCGGUAUUAAUCAUACGGGAUCAGUUCUAUACAUGCCUGUAACUUCACACCGGAGGCGGAAAAAGGCAGUCCGAUUUUCUGUAGUUGUGGUGUAUUCUUUCGCACGCGAGCAGGGGUUCUGCACUAUUCCGGAUACUGGUUGGUGCUCUUUGGGUAUGGCCUGGCAGCAUUUUGGCGUUUCUAGGUACGACAUUCAUCAUCAUCAACUUCUUGCUCGUCUGAGGCGCAAACACCACCAUUCAUCGCUUAGGGGAAAACGUUAUUGGGGAUUGAAGAGAAAAGAAUCUGUGGCACGACACUGUACUUUUAAUAUGGCUAGCAAAAGCGCUUCAUUUGAUGGUUCACUCCAUUGUAGUCCAAAUGUCUCACAUAAGACCUUGGGUAUUGCAUCCCCACCGCCCUUGUCUCCUCAUACUGACGGCGACCAGGCUGCAAUUGCCACUUUCGGAUGCGACGAAAACGGUAUUUAUUCGCGAUUCACUCCACCUCCGCCCUGCCUGUCUCCACCGUCACCUCGUCGAGUUCUCGCACACCUCAACGAAUCCUUCGGCAAUGUCAGUUUCACCCUCUCAGACGCGCUAGAAACGGACUCCGAAGCAUCAGUGGAUCAGAUAUCGACCUCACUGAAACCUGCUCAACACAAAAAGAGGAAGUUAUCACCUAUUCACGCGUCUGUUCGUUUACGUCUUCUGAGGGAAUCAGG
Molecule: messenger RNA, 897 nt
Organism: Dicrocoelium dendriticum
Lineage: Eukaryota; Metazoa; Platyhelminthes; Trematoda; Plagiorchiida; Dicrocoeliidae
Source: the annotation of a GenBank genome assembly